AGGGUUUGGACGUGCAAAGUAACGGGAAAAACUGGCUUGACUUAUGAACAGGCUUUGGUGUCAGAGAAGCUUGCUACUGCGAAAGUUCAACAGAUUCCGGAAGAAUUAAUGGUACCGGCACUUAGGAUUAUUCAGUACAGUAAGUUCUACUUUUGGUCCAAAAUGAAAAGAAAAAGUUUAUGUUGAACGAAAUUGAACUAUGUUUCCUUUUUCUUUGUGGCUUAUUAUUGGUUAUGCUCAUUUAUUUUGCAUGGGUAAUUUGAAAAUUUUCGUUUUUUCUGCAUUUGUUGAAAUUAAAAUAUAUGGUUUAAAGAGCUGUCUUUUAAUUUGCUUUGUUUACAAGGGUUUGUUAUUGUUAAAAGUUUAUAAUAUACAGUAUUAUAAGCACCUUUGGAGGAAAUUAAGAUGAUUGUGAAGAAGCACAUGUAAUGGGAUGUGCAUAUUGAAUCCCGCAGUAGGGACGGUGACUUUAAGAUGGGACGUUACUUUUGAAUGAUCGAACAAAAGGAAUUUGUCCAUCAAGUUAGCAGUUCAAUGCAAGUAUUGCUUUUUACUAUUUAUUCUAUAAAUUGUCCUAAGCCUCAUGUCUAUCUCCUAUGUUGGUUAGCUUGAAGAUGAGUAAGUUUUGGCUAAUUAGCUGGUAUAAGAGAUUAAAUUAUUGCUGGUUAAAGCAAGCCAUGCCAAAUAUGAUUUAGGUUGCCUGUAUAUAUCUCGUGGGAGCCUCUUCAAUUUGUUUCGGUAGACAGAAGUUUAUGGGAGGAGAACCUGCCUCAUUCCAAGGUCUGGACACAAGACUCAGGGAGAUCUUGAAAUGGUAACGAAGAGUUAUAGAUGAUCCACUAAUGAAGGAUUAGCUAAGUAUAUAUGUCUGCAUCCUAACAUCUUGUGACUUUGAGGCAAUUAAGAACUGUGGUUGUGAUGGUUUUUCCCUUCAGAUUGCUUAAAUUGUGAAUCAUCAAUUUCUGCACGACUCUGACUUUUGAUCAAACAAUGCUAUAUACAUCAAAUGAAGGAGUUUGCUAAAUUCAUCUUAUGUAUUAUUACAAGUGUUUAUCACAAUUUCUCUUAGAAAAAUUCGUAGGUUUUGGAACUUUAAAAACUAUGCUUGUUUAAGAAUUGGUAUGAAAAAUUUUAGGAUAUAUAUAUCAGAUGUGGUUUCAAGUUAUAGUAUGCUUUUAACCUUUACCUGAUAUAGACGCUUCACAAUUUUAACUUCUGUACUUUUAAGUGGUCUUGUGCUAUUGCAGGCAUGCUCCCUUUGAAGGACCUUGUUGAUUCUAUUGCUGAUAAGUUGAAGGAGCAGUUGGUUGAGGGCUCUCAAUUGUAUGGAAAAAAGAAUGAAAGAGUGUGUCCUUGCAAAAUAUUGAGAGUGAUGCAGAAAGAUGCUGAAACUGUCAGCUAUGUGGUGGCUUGGCUAGAUGAAAGCAAUAAUGUUAUUGAAAGAGCAGAAGUCAGUUCUCAAGAUUUGGUGCAGAAGAAGCCACCUUUUAGUAGAAAUAUUUUGAAGUCUUUUGUCCGUGAAUGUACAUAUCGAAAUGCUCCUUGGGUUUUACAUGAUAAACUUGCAAAAAAUCAUGGAAUCUCAACUGACAUUCCAGAGGAGUUAAGAGGAAAGGUUUCCUUUAACAAUGGACUCGUGGUCUUCACCAAAAAAAGAAAGCAUGAGGAAGAGUCUAUCAAAUAUCCAAUUGAUGAUCUAUUAGUGAAGCCUAGUCCAGAUGAUCCAGUUUUCAGUAGUCGUCCUUCUCCAUCAAGAGACUUUAAUGUUCCAAUUCAUUGUGUAGGGGAUCUCUUAACGGUUUGGGACUUUUUAAUGUCUUUUGGUAAACUGUUACAAUUAUCACCGUACUCUCUCAAAGAUUUUGAAAACGCAAUCUGUCACAAGGAUAGCAAUGUUGUUCUCCUGGUGGAAUCUCUUGCAGUACUCUUUCGUGUGCUCAUCAAAGGUGAUGAUGAAUACUAUGCAGCUGUUCAAGAUAAAUUACCGAAGAAGAUUACAAUGAUUAGUUGGAAAGACUAUUUAUGCAAGUUUUUAGAAAUGAUCAAAAUUCCCAAGCUGCAGCAGUAUGAAGCAACAAUUAAACGGGGACGUUAUAGUUAUGUAGAUGUCAAUGCUAAAUUAGAAAUCUUUUGCGAAUUAGUCAAUCGAGCCCUUGAUACAGCUAUUGUCAGGGAAAAAUUGCAUGAGUUUAUUGAACAAAGGCGGGUACUGGGAGCUGCUAAAAGGGAAGAAGCAAUUGAAGCUUCUGCAAAGAGAAGAAAAGUAAAGGAGCAGUUGAAAGCUGAUUCUGGAAGCACCUGUGGUGAGAAUGGGCAUGAUCUUGAUCAGGAUGCAACUGUCUCAGCUGAUAAUAGUCACAGAAUACAGAAUGGUAGUAUUAGAAAGAAUAGAAACAGUGAGACAGAAUCAUCUACGCAAAAAUAUGCAUUCGAUAGUGGUAUCAAGCAUUCAAACCUUGCUUCAAAAAUGUCAGCUGAAAAGUUUGAUUCUGAGCUUAAUCGAUCUGCACUAUGCGGAAAAGUAUACAAUAGAAAGGAAUCACAGAAACAACCAAUAGGUGAUAAGGAUCAAUCAGAGAAAAGCUACGAACAAAGGAGACAAUAUUUUGAUCGGGAGAUAGAGAAAUGGUGUGUUCGUACAAGUUUCCUAGGUAUGGACAGAUAUUAUAAUAGGUAUUGGUGGUUUUACCGUGAUGGAAGGAUAUUUGUUGAAAGUCCUGAAUCCAAUGAGUGGGGAUACUACAGUAGCAAAGGAGAGCUUGAUGGAUUGACGAGUUCACUGAAUUGCAAAGGCGAGAGGGAGAGGGCACUGCUAAAACAACUGAAAAAAUAUUAUGGUAGAAUAUGCUCGGAAUUGCAGAAAAAUUCAAAGGAUUUGUUGCAUAAGACUACCCUGGAUGAUUCUGUGGUCAGAAGGUCUACACGUGUUCGCGCACCACCUAGGAAAAAUCCUGCCAAGGCUUUCCUUAGAUAUGUAAACAAGUGGAAAGAAGAGUAAGUAAAUCAAGGUGGUUUGACAUUUGGUGAAGCUCUUCAAACUUAUGAAGUUUGAAACUUUUGAGGGACUUGGAUUUUUAUACAUUAGGUGGAUACGUUUUUGGGGAGGUUUAGUGAAUCCGUAGUUCAUAGGUACAAGGUUCGUAGUCUUUGGGAAUAGGGAUCGUUUUUCAAUCCAUUUUUGGAAGAUGGACAAGCAUUCAUUGAUGCUUGUUUUUGAAAUUUUGCACAUAACGUUGCAUGAUAGUAAAAUCUAGUAUGAAAGUGUCGUUUUACUCUA
Vigna angularis (adzuki bean) is the source of this 3277-nucleotide messenger RNA. RefSeq lists its product as uncharacterized. The record is from RefSeq and is a predicted model, not a curated record. The transcript is spliced from 8 exons. NCBI's taxonomy places the organism in Eukaryota, Viridiplantae, Streptophyta, Magnoliopsida, Fabales, Fabaceae. The coding region runs from base 1250 to 2998 and encodes 582 amino acids.